UUUCAAAUUUAGUUCCUUCCCUUUCACCUUUCUAUCAUCUGUCUAUCAUCUAUAUUUAUAUUUAUAUAUAUAUCCCCGAAUUCAAUACAUACAUAUACAUAUAAAAAUCAUCAAACCCUAAUUAAUUAAUUAAUUACAUUCAUUAAUACAUAUUUAAUUAGGGUUAGCUCUGUGAUUUAACCACCGGACCAAUAUCAUUUCUCCCAUUAUUUCCAUCACAUUUUAUCAGGAUAAACAGACUGCAACUACUUUUUAGUUUUUACAAUAUCUAGAUGGGACUUUGCUUCUCUUCGAGCCCGACAGAAGAUGAUGAGCCUACUAGUCAUCCUCACUUUGCUGGAGGUAAUGUGACUCUCAUCACUACCAAGGAUGCUUGGGACCGAAAGGUCUCAGAAUCAAAGACGCAAGGCAAAAUAGUGGUUGCCAACUUCAGUGCAUCUUGGUGUGGUCCUUGCAAAUCGAUUGCGCCGUACUACAUUGAGCUUUCAGAGCAACAUCCUUCUCUUGUAUUUCUGACGGUAGAUGUUGAUGAAUUAACGGAGUUUAGCACACAAUGGGAAGUAAAAGCUACUCCUACAUUCUUCUUUCUUAGAGAUGGGCAACAAUUCGAUAAGCUUGUGGGAGCCAACAAGCCCGAACUCCAGAAAAAGAUAACCAGCAUUGUGGAUUCACAAGUCCCCGCUGGUCAAAAGUAACCAUGAUUUGGUCAAUGAUUGUUCAUUGUCGUCAAUCCGUGUACACAACUCUUAAUCUUUUUGUACGAGUAUUGUAUAUGCUUAUGUAAAGCUUAUAAAGGCAUUGUCUUUGGUUGUUUGAUGGCAUAUACAUAUUACCAGAAACAAGUCUCUAAACUUACUGUUUGUUUACUUCA
This is a messenger RNA of Erigeron canadensis, 871 nucleotides long. RefSeq names its product thioredoxin H-type-like. NCBI's taxonomy places the organism in Eukaryota, Viridiplantae, Streptophyta, Magnoliopsida, Asterales, Asteraceae. The transcript is spliced from 5 exons. Bases 273 to 695 code for a protein of 140 amino acids. The record is from RefSeq and is a predicted model, not a curated record.